Molecule: messenger RNA, 3962 nt
Organism: Lotus japonicus
Lineage: Eukaryota; Viridiplantae; Streptophyta; Magnoliopsida; Fabales; Fabaceae
Product: BRCT domain-containing protein At4g02110
Exons: 10
Coding region: 77-3757 (1226 amino acids)
Source: RefSeq, a predicted model, not a curated record
CCUUCACACUCUUCUCAACUCUUCCUCGACAAGUUUCGCUGUGUUUGUUUCCUCUCUGCGAAAUCGUUCUCUUCCGAUGCUGCAAACGAGUAAUCCAUCGCGAGUGUUUCGCGGUGUUCACUUCGUUCUCAUUGGGUUCGACCCCGUCACCGAAAGCAAGAUUCGAUUCAAGCUUGUGAAUGGCGGUGGAGUUGAUGUAGGCCAGUACAGUGGGAGAUGCACGCAUGUUAUUGUUGAUAACAUUGCAUAUGAUGAUCCUGUGUGUGUUGCGGCCAGACGUGAUGGGAAGACGCUGGUCACUGCACUGUGGGUUGAACACAGUGCUGAUGUUGGAAUGACGGUUGAUUCUGCCUCGGUUAUGUACAGACCACCCAAAGAUUUAAAUGGUAUACCGGGUGCGAACGAAUUGAUUAUGUGCCUGACUGGUUAUCUACGCCAGGAUCGGGAUGACAUUAUGACAAUGGUUGGCCUUAUGGGGGCACAGUUUUCUAAACCAUUGGUGGCAAACAAGGUUACUCAUCUAAUAUGCUACAAAUUUGAAGGGGAGAAGUACGAGCUUGCCAAGAAAAUGGGCACGAUAAAGCUAGUUAAUCAUCGUUGGUUGGAAGAUUGCUUGAAGGAUUGGGUGCUUCUUCCUGAAGACAAAUAUAACAAGAGCGGUUUUGAGCUAGAGAUGGUGGAGGAGGCUAAGGAUUCUGAGGACGAGGCUGAAGCUUCCAAGCUUGAGCAAUCAGGUGGAAGAGAUAGAAACAAAAGUCCUCUUAGUUCGAAACUUGGCAUAGCUGCGAUUCAUGGAUCUUCAAAAUCAGUAAGAGAGACAUCAAACCUCGUCUCAGAUUCUACUGGUGUACAGGUUUUGCCAAAUGUCAAUAAGGUUACAGAGUCUUCACCCUCUCCAAGAAAAAAGAAUAGAUCUGAUCAAGACUUAGGUUUGCAUAAUGUUGAUGACCCGAAGAUAAGCUGCAAGGCUUCUGAUGUUUCUUUGCAUUCUACAUCAUAUCAGCUACCUGAAACAUUUGUUAACAUCAAUGAGUCUAAGAAAGCUGAUUUUCCAGAGGAGCUCAAACGGGAAGAAUUUUGCAAUAUUGGAAACACAAAUCAAUCAGGCCAGCAACCUGAUCUGCGUGAUCAUUCUUCAGAGUCCAAGAAGUCUGUACGUGAUGUGAGAUCAACUUCUGCAAAUGCUGAAGGUCUUGUGCAUUCAGAGGAAAAGCCUAGUGCUAUGAGUUCUUCUAGGAAGAACCAAAAGAGAUUUGCUCGUCCAAGGAACUUAGAUGAUUGCUCUGGCAGAGAAGGCAGCAGCCAUGAAACCUCCUUCACCGAGGUAGAAAAGGCAAGUGGGGGAAUCAAAUCUACCUCUGUCAAAGGUUCUCGGAAAGGAAAUGAUUUUAUUAAAGGGGAUGAGCCAACUAGUUUAUUGCCUCAAAAGAGGAUAAAUGAAGCUUCGUCUGCUAAAUUAAAAUCAAGAAAAGUGUCUACUGAUACAAAGUUGUCCGUUGAAAGAGUCCCACUAACAAAUGGUAAAUCUGAAGGAUUAAAAGUAACAUCUGCUGUUGAUGAAUCUAUCUCAAGAAAUGCUAGCUCAGAGUCUGCUCAAUGUGAUAAUGUCCAUCAGAAUUCACCACAAAUGGUUGUUCAGAGCUCAAGUAAGUCUAAAGUUAAUAGUGAGCCUGAUAUCACAGCUUUUGGAACAGGACAAGAUGCUGAUGAAGUAGGGAAACUUAAUGUUACUAAAGAUAAGUGUUGUCCAUCACCAGGAAACAAAAUGUUGCUGAAUGAGGAGUCCGCUGGUAUUGAUAAUUUGGAUAUUAACAAUGAAGAAAGUAAUAAGCCUAGAAAAAAAUCACCCCGCAAGAAGUCGGUGGCCAAAAGAAGUUGGGGUUCUAAACCCAAAACAGGUGUCGCUGCAAAACUGAAAACUUCAGCUUCCUUGAAUAAAACUACCACGCAAGGUGGAGGUAUAGAAUUUUCCUGUGGGGGCAAAGAGGUAGCAAAACUGAAAACUUCAGCUUCCUUGAAUAAAACUACCACGCAAGGUGGAGGUAUAGAAUUUUCCAGUGGGGGCAAAGAGGUAGCAACUUGUGGUCCCCAAAAGCAUGAGGCAUCCCCUCAAAUCCUUGAUGCUAAUAAAUUGAAGGAACAAGAAACUGCUGGUAACUAUGCAGAAGAUGCUGGUGUCAGAACUGAAUUUUUGGAUGACGAAACAGAGGCUCCAGAUGACAAAUGUGAAAAUCUGUUCGGAUUGUCUCUUGAUGAAGAUUCAGUUCAUCUUUCAAAGAAGGAGGACACUUCAGCAGAAGAAAAGUCAGAAGUUAUUCAUGGAAAAAAAAGUGAAGAAGCAAUGCCUCCUAAGAAAAGCACAAAUGAAGCUGAAAAACAGAAUCUAACUUCACCGGUUGACUCAAUCUCAAAGUCAAAAGUGAAGCAUCAAGCAAGAAAGCGCCCUGCAGGUAAAACCAAAAAGGCCACAGUUGCAAAGGAUUUAUCAAAAUCUGGUAAGGCAGUAUCUGAAGAGAAUAUCCCAAAUGGGACGAGAGAUGAGGCACAAAUAGAAAUUGAGGAAGAAAUAUUCCUAACUGCUGAUGUAAGUGACAACUCAACUGUGCUGAGAAAUAAAUCAGAGAAUUCUAUUGAAGACGAGAAGGAGAAUAGACCAAUUGAUAAAGAGCAAGAUGUAAUGGGAGGCAGAAAGGUUGGAAAUAAAUCUAGUGUAAAGCCAGCAAAGAUCAACUCUAAGAAAAUGGGGCUCAAUCCUUCCAUAUCUGAAUCUAAAGCAAGAGCCAUAACUGAGGCCAGAUGUUUUAUAUUAAGUGGGCAUCGUCUUCAGAGAAAGGAGUUUCAACAAGUAAUCAAGCGUUUGAAAGGGAGGGUUUGCCGGGAUUCUCAUCAGUGGUCGUAUCAGGCGACACACUUCAUAGCUCCAGAUCCUUUACGCAGAACAGAGAAAUUUUUUGCGGCUGCUGCAUCAGGAAGGUGGAUUCUUACAACUGAUUUUUUAACGGCAAGUAGCCAGGCAGGAAAGCUCUUGCCAGAGGAGCCUUAUGAGUGGCACAAGACUGGUCUCAACGAGGAUGGUGCAAUCAACAUGGAGGCUCCAAGAAAGUGGCGGCUCUUGAGGGAAAGAACCGGUCAUGGCGCCUUCUACGGGAUGCGCAUUGUUGUAUACGGCGAUUGUAUCACCCCGCCUUUGGAUACACUGAAGCGAGUGGUCAAAGCUGGAGAUGGAACAAUAUUAGCAACUUCUCCACCAUAUACUCGCUUCCUUGGCACCGGGAUCGACUAUGCCAUAAUUAGCCCUGGCAUGCCACGUGUUGAUAUAUGGGUCCAAGAGUUCUUAAAACAUGAGAUACCUUGUAUUGUUGCGGACUACUUGGUCGAGUAUGUCUGCAAGCCUGGGUUCCCCCUCGAGAGACAUGUAUUAUAUGGUACUAAUACUUGGGCAGAGAGGUCAUAUGCAAACCUUCAAAGUAGGGCAGAAGAGGUUCUUGAGGAGGUCAUUCCUGAGGAUUUCAGUGCUGGUGAUAUACCUUGCCAAGUAUGUGGAUCCAGGGACAGAGGAGAUGUAAUGCUAAUUUGUGGUGAUGAAAGUGGCUCCCUUGGCUGUGGAAUUGGUACUCAUAUCGAUUGCUGCGAUCCUCCAUUGCCAGAAGUUCCUGAGGAGGAUUGGUUCUGUCCAAAAUGCAGUAGCACCCAAAACUGGUCAAACAAUCCAGCUAAAAAGAAAAAGCGUGCACUGUCUUUAUCUAAGAGUAAGUGAAUUCAUUCUCCCGUUUUACUCAGUCACCGCAGGCAUGUAUUGUACCAAUAAUUAGACCCUGGUCACUGAAGAUUUGAGUCUUAACUGUUCCUAGAUAGCUGUCAUAAUAAUUAUGUACAUUUCUUUGGUAAACAAAUUAGUGUUGAUUUACAUGUUUGGGCAAAUAUGCAUUCAGCGGUAUAUGGCAAAUGAGUUUUUGAAAUAC